AUGUCCCUUCACCAAUUUCUACUGGAGCCCAUCACCUGCCACGCAUGGAAUUGCGACAGGACACAGAUUGCCAUCAGCCCCAACAACCACGAAGUUCAUAUUUAUAAAAAGAGUGGGAACCAGUGGGUCAAGACUCACGAGCUGAAGGAGCACAACGGACACAUUACAGGCAUCGACUGGGCCCCCAAGAGCGAUCGCAUAGUGACGUGUGGUGCUGAUCGCAACGCGUACGUUUGGUCACAGAAGGAGGGCAUAUGGAAGCCCACGCUGGUCAUCCUCAGGAUCAACAGGGCCGCCACCUUUGUGAAGUGGUCUCCACUGGAAAACAAGUUCGCGGUGGGCAGCGGUGCGCGACUCAUCUCUGUCUGCUACUUUGAGUCGGAGAACGACUGGUGGGUGAGCAAGCACAUCAAGAAGCCCAUCCGCUCCACCAUCCUCAGUUUGGACUGGCACCCCAACAACGUGCUGUUGGCUGCCGGGUCGUGCGACUUUAAAUGCAGGGUGUUCUCAGCAUACAUUAAAGAGGUAGAGGAGAAGCCAGGUCCUACCCCUUGGGGCAGCAAAAUGCCAUUCGGGGCUGUUCUAGCAGAGUUCGGAGGAGCAGGAGGAGGAGGUUGGGUCCAUUCUGUGUCCUUCUCAGCCUCUGGGAACCGCCUGGCGUGGGUCAGCCACGACAGCACAGUCACUGUGGUGGACAGCGCCAAGACUGCCUGUCCUUUGCAAUUGAAGACUGAGUUCCUGCCUCUUCUCAGUGUCUGCUUUGUGUCAGAGAACAGCCUAGUAGCAGCGGGCCAUGACUGCUGCCCCAUGCUGUUCCGCUGUGAUGAUGGUGGUGCGCUAACCUUCGUGUCCAAGCUGGACCUGCCCAAGCAGAGCAUCCAGAGAAACAUCUCGGCCAUGGAGCGCUUCCGCAACAUGGACAAGAGGGCCACCACCGAGGACCGCAACACUGCGCUGGACACACUGCACCAGAACAGCAUCACCCAAGUGUCUAUCUAUGAAGGAGACAAAAGGGACUGUCGCAAGUUCUGCACCACUGGCAUUGAUGGCGCCAUGACCAUUUGGGACUUUAAGAGUCUAGAAGCUUCUAUCCAGGGUCUCCGCAUCAUGUGA
Nerophis lumbriciformis (worm pipefish) is the source of this 1113-nucleotide messenger RNA. NCBI's taxonomy places the organism in Eukaryota, Metazoa, Chordata, Actinopteri, Syngnathiformes, Syngnathidae. The record is from RefSeq and is a predicted model, not a curated record.